UGCCCGAGUUCGAGUCCCGCGUCCGCCCGCUUUGCUCCGCUCCCCGCUGCGGCGCCGCCCGCUCGGCCCCGCUCCGCCGGGGCCCGGCCGGCCGCGGAGAUGGGCGACAUGGAGUCCUACAAGGUGAUGCUGAACGGGCCGGCGCCCUGGGGCUUCAGGCUGCAGGGCGGGAAGGAUUUCAGCAUGCCACUCUCCAUCUCCAGGCUGACGCCGGGCGGGAAGGCAGCCCAGGCCGGUGUGGGAGUGGGCGACUGGGUGCUGUACAUCGACGGGGAGAGCACCAGCUCCAUGACGCACAUCGAGGCCCAGAACAGGAUCCGUGCCUGUGGGGACAGGCUCUGCCUCACCCUGAGCAGAGCCCAGAACCACCUGGGGAAGCCGCAGAAGGACUCACUCCCCUGCUCUGAACCCCUGAAAUAUAACUUCGCUCCCAGCACCGCCCUCAACAAAACAGCUCGGCCCUUUGGGGCCGGCUCGCCUCCGAACCCACGGCCUGGGCUGGUGACGAAACCCGUGACGUACGCGCCCCUGGCGCCCGCCUGCACCCCCCAACACAAUGGGCAGCCCCCGCAGCCGCUGGAGCCCCCCAGCACCUCCAUGUGUGACCCUGUGAAGUUGCGGCUGAUAGAGGACGCUGAGGACUGGCAGCCCCACACCGGGACCUCCCAGUCCCGUUCCUUCCGCAAACUGGCCCGGCUGAUGGGCACAGAUGGCAUGGAGGAUCGUGAGGAUGAGCUUGUUAAAAAGCCCAGGGAUGCCCGUGGGUCUGGCUGGGGCGCAGGGCAGCAGUGGCAGCCCCCACAGCUGCUGGAGCCCCCCAGCACCCCCGUGUGCGAUCCCGGAAAGUUGCGGCUGAAGGAGGAUGCUGAGGACUGGCAGCCCCACACCGGGACCUCCCAGUCCCGCUCCUUCCGCAAACUGGCCCGGCUGAUGGGCACAGAUGGCAUGGAGGAUCGUGAGGAUGAGCUUGUUAAAAAGCCCAGGCAGCCCCCGCAGCCGCUGGAGCCCCCCAGCACCCCCGUGUGCGACCCUGUGAAGUUGCAGCUGAUAGAGGAUGCUGAGGACUGGCAGCCCCGCACUGGGACCUCCCAGUCCCGUUCCUUCUGCAAACUGGCCCGGCUGAUGGGCACAGACAGCAUGGAGGAUCGUGAGGAUGAGCUUGUUAAAAAGCCCAGGCAGCCCCCACAGCUGCUGGAGCCCCCCAGCACCCCCGUGUGCGAUCCCGGAAAGUUGCGGCUGAAGGAGGAUGCUGAGGACUGGCAGCCCCACACUGGGACCUCCCAGUCCCGCUCCUUCCGCAAACUGGCCCGGCUGAUGGGCACAGACGGCAUGGAGGAUCAUGAUGAUGUGUUUGUUAAAAAGCCCAGCCAGGUCUCCGUGCUGGACCCAUCCCCGGGAGCAGCAAUGAAGACUGAGCCAGGACUGGGCCCCAGGACCCCUGCCGCCACCCCCGGCCCUGCCAGUCGCCCACCCUGGGCUGUGGACCCCUCGUUCGCCGAGCGCUAUGCCCCGGACAAGACAAGCACGGUGGUGAGCAAGCACAGCCAGCCAGCCACGCCGACCCCCAUGCAGAACCGCAGCUCCAUCGUGCAGGCAGCCCAGCAAGCCCCCGAAGGGCCCGGCCGCACACCCCUCUGCUACAAGUGCAACAAGGUCAUCAGGGGACGCUACCUGGUGGCGCUGGGACAUUAUUACCACCCCGAGGAGUUCACCUGCUGCCAGUGCAGGAAGGUGCUGGAUGAGGGCGGCUUCUUCGAGGAGAAAGGCUCCAUCUUCUGCCCCAAGUGCUACGACACGCGCUACGCACCCAGCUGCGCCAAGUGCAAGAAGAAGAUCACUGGGGAGGUCAUGCACGCGCUGAAGAUGACCUGGCACGUGCAGUGCUUCACGUGCGCCGCCUGCAAAACUCCCAUCCGUAACCGUGCCUUCUACAUGGAGGAGGGACAGCCCUACUGCGAGAGAGACUACGAGAAGAUGUUUGGCACCAAGUGCCGCGGCUGUGACUUCAAGAUCGAUGCUGGGGACCGGUUCCUGGAGGCGCUGGGGUUCAGCUGGCACGACACUUGCUUCGUCUGUGCGAUCUGCCAGACCAACCUGGAAGGGAAGACGUUCUACUCCAAGAAGGACAAGCCGCUCUGCAAGAGCCAUGCUUUCUCCCACGUGUGAGGGGCGGGAGUUCAGUUGUGCCCACGCGUGCCCCUGGCCCUGCAUGCUCCUCUCCCCCCCCAACCCCCGCUGCCCCCAGGGAGCCAGGCUGGGCCCUCACCCCUUCCCCUUGCUCCUGCCUCUUUCCUAGCAGCUCCUGGCCCAGCUCCAGCAAGAGGCAGUGCUGGGUCCCGAGCCCCUUAUAGCUGGGUGGCUUCUUCUGCGCCCCCCGACUGGCCCUAGGAGCCCUGGUAAGGGGACGCUGCAUGGGUCUCCUGCUCCCCAGCCACACAGUGUGGUGGCCACGGCCGUACCGAGGCUGGCACAGCAGGGCUGCUCCCUUGCUUAGCUGGGGCCCGGCUGCCUGGCAGCUCAGUGCCGGGGCAGGGAUGCUCCUAUAGAACGUCCCUAAGAGGGUGAAGACCAGCCCCCUGCCAAGCUCUCCCUGCCUUCCCUGCUGCGUGCUUAGUGUGUGGGGCUGGAGACCCGGCCCUGCUCCCCUGCCAGGGCCCUACCCCCACAACCCCCCCCCGGCCACCCUGCAACCUGCUGCGGUGGCUUCCUACCCCAGCUGAGUGCCAGAGGGGUCUGUGCCUCGUGUCCCCCCACCCAGCUGGCCUGCUGCUCCCCUGGGGCUGGCAUGCGGCAGCACCCCCAGCCCAGCCGUGCCGGGGAGCGGGGCAGCGUGCCAAGCCCACCCCAGCCAUGGGCUGGCAGUGUGUGCUGAUGGCCGGCCGGCUGGCCGGCUCCCGCAAGGCUCGGGCACGGCUUCCUACCAAAGAGCGCUCUGCCACCGCCGUCCCAGGCCUGUAAAUGCCUCUCCCAAACCCACACUCUCCGGUUGGGCUGCCGCUGAUGUAGCCACGGUGCUUUUAGUGCCUUUAAUAAACACUUCUCUGCAAGUGC
Harpia harpyja (harpy eagle) is the source of this 3051-nucleotide messenger RNA. RefSeq names its product PDZ and LIM domain 7 (gene PDLIM7). The coding region runs from base 100 to 2166 and encodes 688 amino acids. Gene Ontology annotation, molecular function: muscle alpha-actinin binding; actin binding. NCBI's taxonomy places the organism in Eukaryota, Metazoa, Chordata, Aves, Accipitriformes, Accipitridae. The record is from RefSeq and is a predicted model, not a curated record. Gene Ontology annotation, biological process: muscle structure development; actin cytoskeleton organization; heart development. The transcript has 20 exons. Gene Ontology annotation, cellular component: stress fiber; adherens junction; Z disc.